Molecule: messenger RNA, 3175 nt
Organism: Callorhinchus milii (elephant shark)
Lineage: Eukaryota; Metazoa; Chordata; Chondrichthyes; Chimaeriformes; Callorhinchidae
Product: tumor necrosis factor receptor superfamily member 5
Exons: 9
Coding region: 77-994 (305 amino acids)
Biological process (GO): inflammatory response; TRIF-dependent toll-like receptor signaling pathway; response to type II interferon
Cellular component (GO): membrane; external side of plasma membrane; CD40 receptor complex
Molecular function (GO): antigen binding; transmembrane signaling receptor activity; protein binding
Source: RefSeq, a predicted model, not a curated record
CUGUCUCUGUCUGUGUCUCUGUGUCUCUCUGUCUGUGUCUCUGUGUCUCUACACAAAAGCCGAAGGGCGAAAAACCAUGAAAUUCCGACAAAUGUUGUUGCUGCUGAUUCCGACGAUGCAGCUGUACUUCUGUGAAUCCUCCGCCAAAUGCAACAGUCUCACGCAAUAUUACAAGGUUGCCCGCUGCUGUACUAAAUGCCCGCCUGGUAGCUACAUGGAGAAAGAGUGCACCCGGAAAGUUGAGACAGAUUGCAGAGGGUGUGAGCCACACCAUUACCAGUCUGACUGGAACAUGCUCGAUCAUUGCCGACGACACACCAACUGUGACCCAAACGGAGGCUUUGAGACGGACUCAGAGGGCGACACGACGCACAACACAGUCUGUAGAUGUGCAGUAGGAAAGCACUGCGCUAAUAAGGACUGUGAAGUUUGUAUGGAUGACACCCCCAAUGAAGAACUGGUGGCACCAGAUGAUCAUUGGCCGAAGGACACCGAAUGUAAGCCGUGCCAGCCUGGCUUUUACUCCGACGUCUCCUGUGCAGUGGCACCGUGCAAACCAUGGACAGACUGUGGGCCAAAGGGACAGCUGAAGCCGGGUAACACAACAAGCGAUGUGAUAUGCAACCCCGACACUGUCCUAUCAGCUGGCAUCACUGCCGCUAUUGUGGUCGGAGUCUUGCUCGUAGUUCUUGUGGCUCUCAUCGGGGGAGGCUUCUACAUGACAGAUUCCCUCAAGAAAUGGCCGGGAAGUCUCCUGGGAAAGACUAAGCAAGUGGCCCAACCCCACGCUAAAGAAAAUAACAACGACGUCCGUGUUGUUUUGCUUGAUUCUAAUGGCUGUGCUCGAGACCCGAAUGUGGAGGAAACCUCGAUCCCAGUUCCGGAGACCCAGAUGCCAGGGCAGGUCAGGUGCAUCUUGGUCACUGCCUCUCAAGAGGAUGGCAAAGAGAGCCAUCUCCCAGAGCAGGAGCAGGCCAGUUACCCCAGGAGCUAGAGCAACAACAACAAAUGACAUUUAUAUAGCGCCCUUCAUGUCGGGAGGACGUCUCAAGAACAAAAAGGGAGGGUGGCUCUUUGGAGCACAGCUAAAAGGUGGUAAGCUCAACCUGGGCAAUGUGGUGGAGGGACAAGAAGGUUGAUCCGUUUAAUUAUUCUUGCCCGGCCCUCUGUGGGGGUAAUGAGCAUUUCUCUUCUAUCGAUUUGUGUCUUGUGAAAUCGACGUUCCCAAGGGCAAAGGCCACAUCCAAAACCAGAUCCACGUUCUCAGCUACAAGGAUGGGUUGAAGUUGUCAUUGGUUGACCUAAAUCUGUUGAAUUGACUGGAUUUCUAUUUAAAGGUGCUGAAGAUUCGUGAUGUCAAACUUUUAUUCAAAGUUGGGUUUGGGUAAAGUUGACUUUUCAUAACACAGGGCAAAUGGUUCCACUAAACACUGGUAAGAAUCACAACAAUGCUGUUUGGGCCACCCUACAAUCCAUUCGGACCAUGGCUCAGAGGACUGAGGACAUUGUCAGUGUUUUCAAGUCUCAUGGACAAGCCAGUCAACUAUCACCAUUGCCUCGAUUCACCACACAUCAGCCUAACCUCUAUUCUCUCAGCCUGAAUCAUUUGAAGAGCUGAGUGGAUCCAUUGCUGUUCAAACCGGGAUCCACCCAUCCUAAAUCUGCGGAUGAAAUGACUUGAGAUGUGUCACAGGGAUACACUGCAAUUCUGACAACAUUGGAAAAAAAUCACAUUUGUUAAAAAAAAAUCAUGCUGCACAGACCAGUAAGCUCUCAGGUUAGAUCUGUACUGAGACAUCUGAGGAGAAAUGUUUUCACUACAGAGCCUUUCAACACUCUUUCGUUAAGCGAAAAUAGAAUUGACGCACCUGGACUGGUGCACAGAGGAAUUUACCUCCAAAACUUACCGCAAGAACCAGAGAGGUUUUCAAUCCUGCCCUGCCAUGCUCUGAACGAGGGUUGGUUGUAAGAUUGUGGUAUUGAGACCACAAUAAACACCAUUCACGGUCAGUUGGUAGAAGGGAGCCAAGGGGCGUUCUUUCAAAUGUUAAUUUCAGAAUAUUAAUUGAAGUCUUCAAUUGAAUUUGAUCGAGAAGCCUCUGAAUAUUAAGUGUUAUAGUUACUGUGUGUAAUGCUGAACUCUGGCUACAAGGAUGGGUUUCAAUUCCUGACAUCUGCUGUGUGUCGGGGAUUCAUUUCUUCACCCAGAGGGAAAUUAACAACCAGAGCAGGUUACCGGCAAGGGAGGUUGAGAUCAGUCACUGGACUCGGAUCAAGGUUGAAAGGAGGCAUCUCAGAGGUAUACACCAUUUUCAAUGGAAUUGAGAAAGGACACCCAGAACAAUACUUCUGGACGGGCCAACUAUUUCAGGACACAUGUUCAGAUGUCAAGACACACACCAGAAAAUAUUUAUUUACCAAGAUGGUGAUUAAUAUCUGGAACAGGUUAGUUCAGGAAGACUGGUUGAGGCCAGGAUAUUGGGACUCAUUUCCAAGCAGCUUGAUUCUGCGAUGGCGGGGAACGAUAGAGUGGGUAUUCUGAAAGGAUGAUAUCAGAUGGGUCUUUAUUCAUCUGAACCAAUUUUGUGAUCUUGCACUUCUCCAUUGCUCCAUUUGCACUAUUGCCAAAGGCUAAAACAUUUAAGAUUGUACGGAAUGUUGCAAAAUUCGGUCUUUAUUUGGAAACCUCGGUUUACCGCUCACCUUUUUAUAAGAAAACCUCCUUCCAAACUAAGACGGAAUUAAGAAUUUUCCAAAAUUUCGCACAAUUCUUAAAUUUUAAGAGAACACUCUUAAGGCUAAGAUCUCGUAGAAUUUCUCAGCUUUGGGUUUCGCCCAUUCCCUCAUCAACUGGUGCGAUUUCACAGAGUGUAGCUCAUUGUAAAGAAAUUGUAGAAUUAGAGCAAUCUACAGGCUCCUCCUCCUCACUCGAUGGUGAAGUGCUGUUCGUCUAGUCUCUAGUAAGGAGACUGUUUUUACUUGUGGAGUAAUGUAGUACCUUAGCCAGUGUCACUGUUAUGAAUAGUCUGGUGCUGAUUCUGUCUCAGGGAUGUUGCGAUAUACAAUCUAAAUGUAAAACGGGGCCUCUGUUUGUUAUCCUGUCACUCGGGAGUACAUACUGAAAAUUUUAGCUGUAAGUAAAUAUGAAUUGGAAUAGACAUUUGGAUGGACACCA